CAGCAAGCAGAAGCCCACCAAAACUUCAUAUUUAGGGAAGAAAGGAGCCGCCUUUGAUGGAGGAGGAGGAGAAAGAAAGAAGAAUGGCUUCACGGGGGCUCAGCAAGCCUUGUAUUCUUGUCAUUGUGGUUGCGAGCGUGGAGAGGUUUGCUUAUAAGGGGGUUUCAUCGAACCUGGUGACAUACCUGACGGGCGGCAAUGUGAAGAUGAGCGCUUCGGAGGCUGCAAAGACCGUCAGCGGCUGGAAUGGAGUGACGUCGAUGCUUCCGCUUGUUAGUUCCAUGCUUGUUGAUGCGUACUGGGAUAGAUAUUCCACUAUCACUUCCUCUUCCCUGCUUUACAUUAUGGGACUUGUGGGAUUAACAUCAUGGGCACUACUAGAUACAUGGAUGCCAAUCUAUACGCUUUUUCUUCCACUCUACUUGAUCUCCAUAGGCCAAAGUGGGUACAACCCAUCCUUACAAGCUUUUGGUGCAGACCAGCUGGAGCUUGAGGAAGAUUGCAAAGAAGAGGAGAAAGCCAACAAAAAGAGCUCUUUUUUUCAAUGGUGGUACUUCGGUAUCUGCACAGGGAGCCUCUUAGGGAAUUCAACCAUGUCUUAUAUACAGGAUAACUUUGGCUGGGGGCUUGGCUUUUCGAUCCCUGCGGCAGCCAUGGCUUUAUCUGUUACUUUCUUCUUGUGUGGCUCUCGUUUCUAUGUCCAAAGAGAGACUAAAGUUAGGAAAAAAUGGCUCUAUGGCGUUGUCAGAGCAGCAAUGGGGUCUAUUUCAAAGUUUGUUUCUCCAAAGAUCUCUUUGCCUUCACAAAAUGAUGAGUUUGUGGAGCUUGAAAUGCAGCAGAAAUCACUUCGAGUUGACUUCCAUGAAACUUCAGAUCCAUUUGUUCCAGAAGUCGAAAUAUCUCCAAACAUUGCAAAAGUGAUUCUAAAGCUAUUGCCUAUAUGGAUAGUGCUGCUCAUGUUCGCAGUCAUAUUUCAGCAACCAGCCACAUUCUUCACUAAUCAAGGCAUCGUCAUGAAACACAACAUCGGCAACAGAAUCGUAAUCCCUCCUGCAAUGCUUCAGAGCGCAAUAACUAUCUCAAUCGUAAUGCUGAUGCCUCUAUACGAUAAGCUCAUAAUCCCCUUAUCUCGCUUGAUAACACGAGAUGAUAAAGGCAUUACUGUGCUUCAGAGGAUUGGAAUCGGCAUGCUUCUAUCUAUUGUCGCCAUGGUGGUGGCAGCUUUGGUUGAGAUGAAAAGGCUUGAAAUUUCGAACAGAGGAGGGAUGCUUGAAGAACCAGAUUCAUUAAAGAAGCAGCUGAGCAUCUUUUGGCUGCUGCCUCAGUACAUUCUGUUGGGAGUCUCUGAUGUGUUUACAGUGGUUGGGAUGCAGGAAUUCUUCUACAGUCAGGUGCCGAAGAAGAUGAGAACAGUGGGGUUUGGGCUCUAUCUCAGUGUGUUUGGUCUGGGAAGCUUUGUGAGUGCUUUUCUGAUAUCAAUGGUGGAAAUCUUCACUGCUAGUUCUGGGAAGGAUUCGAGUUGGUUCUCAGAUAAUAUGAGGGAAGCUAAGCUUUAUAAUUACUACUGGCUUCUUGCUUUGCUGGCCUCUUUGAGCUUCCUCAUGUUUGCUUCUCUAUGUAAGUUCUAUGGUGAUGGAACUGCUGUUGAUGGUUCUUCGGAUGGAGAUAAAAAAUGAGGAGUAGAAAUUUUAUGUUCUUUAGAGCUUUGAUUCUUUGAGAGUGUUGCAGCUGAAAGGGGUAUAAGACGAACGAAGUUAUAGAUAUCUGAUCUGUUGGAUUCAAUGCACUUGUGUAUAUUUUUUUGAAUGUAGACUGAUGUGACUGUAUUAGAGGCUGCUGUUGCUGGAGAUGAUGAGCAGUAGGUUUAAUAUUGGGUCUUGUAUUUAUUUUUUAAUGGUUUGUAAUUUUCUUUUUCUUU
Molecule: messenger RNA, 1918 nt
Organism: Phalaenopsis equestris
Lineage: Eukaryota; Viridiplantae; Streptophyta; Magnoliopsida; Asparagales; Orchidaceae
Product: protein NRT1/ PTR FAMILY 5.8-like
Exons: 4
Coding region: 57-1676 (539 amino acids)
Biological process (GO): transmembrane transport
Cellular component (GO): membrane
Molecular function (GO): transmembrane transporter activity
Source: RefSeq, a predicted model, not a curated record